AUGGACUCCUCAUCUGUUACCUCUAAUACCUCCAAACCCUCCCCCUACUUCGACUCUCUCCUCCGUCGCCGCCAACAAAAGAAAAUGAGCAUCACUCAGACAUACUAUCUCGCCCACACCGCCCGGAAGAAGCUCACUCGUGAAGCUUCCCGGGCAGACCACGACCUGCGCUUGCUCGUUGGCCACGCAAACCUCCUCGACUCGCUGAUGUACGAUCUUGCCGAUGCCGAGCGUGAACAAGAACGCUGGUUCAACCAGACCGUCAGCGGAGCCACCAAGGCUUCUUCUUCUUCUUCCUCUCGUCAACACAUCCAAUGGGCUUCGAGUGUGGUCGAAGAGCCCGAGGAAGACUGGGACCCGGAGGAUGCGUCCGAUUUGGACUCUGAACUCAGCGACAGCGACGACUCCGACUACGAUGAGUCUGAAUUCGUUAUCAACACACCUCCCGUCCGCCGCCGUGCUCCAUCACCGGUGGCUCACUUCCAAGAUGAUCUACUGGAGGAGGAUGACGACGCCGACGACACAGAUUCGGACUUUGAGUACGACGAUUCGGAGGAUCUGGACGAUCUGAGCUUGACUCGCUCACCCUCACGACAGUCACCACCUGAGCUCCUCGCUGAUUCAGACGGAGAGUCCGAGGACGAGGCGACACCACCUUCCCCGCCCCAGCCCACGCUGGAGGCAUUCGAUGAAAAGGAGCCUGCUACUACGGCUAUUGCCUUGGCAGGCUCUGAUCAACCCCAUCUCUUUGAGCAAGGGUAUUUUGGUACACAAGAGCAAACCAUGAUCGAGGCUUAUUGA
Messenger RNA from Penicillium expansum, 801 nucleotides. RefSeq lists its product as uncharacterized. NCBI's taxonomy places the organism in Eukaryota, Fungi, Ascomycota, Eurotiomycetes, Eurotiales, Aspergillaceae. The record is from RefSeq and is a predicted model, not a curated record. The coding region runs from base 1 to 801 and encodes 266 amino acids. The transcript has a single exon.